GCCGCGGAGGCGGCGGCGGCGGAGGGGCGGCGGCGGCAGCGGCGGCAGCGGCGGCGGGGGCUGGGCCUGGCGGCGCGGGGACGGGCCGUGGGGCCCCCGGAGCGAGGCGAAGAUGCUGGAAGCAGAUCUAGUUUCAAAGAUGCUUCGAGCUGUUCUGCAGUCUCACAAGAAUGGGAUAGCAUUACCCAGGCUCCAAGGAGAGUACAGAUCCUUGACUGGUGACUGGAUCCCCUUCAAGCAGUUAGGCUACCCGAGCCUAGAAGCCUAUCUGAGAAGCAUACCAGCAGUUGUCAGGAUCGAGAUGAGCAGAUGUGGAGAGAUCAUCUGCUAUGCUGUGGCCUGCACAGAAACGGCCAGAAUCGCUCAGCUUGUGGCUCGGCAGAGGAGUUCUAAGAGGAAAACUGGGCGGCAAGUUAAUUGUCAGAUGAGAGUUAAGAAAACCAUGCCAUUUUUUCUAGAAGGAAAGCCAAAAGCAACGCUCAGACAACCAGGGUUUUCUUCAGGCUUUUCCAUCAGCAGAAAACCUAAUCCGACACCGUUAAGAGACAAAGGAAACUCUCUUGGACCGAAGAGCAACGCUGAGAUGCCCCCUUACCCAUUACAUGCAAGCAUUGGGAAUGAUGCACAUAAAGAAGUUCCAGUGCAGAGGCAAGUGGCCAUGCCGAUGUCCAACAGCAGGUUUAGUCCAAAGGCACCUAUUCCACCACCUUUUCAGAUGCAUCUUUCAAAAACCUGCGCUAAGGAAAUGAGUGAGAAUUUAAAUAAGACUAUUGAAAAAGCAAAUCCUAUGCCUCCUGCCUCUCUUAAAAUGGAUGAGGUACAAAACCGCAUAAAGGAAAUACUAAACAAGCAUAACAAUGGCAUUUGGAUAUCUAAGCUUCCACAUUUUUACAAGGAGUUAUAUAAAGAAGAGCUCAAUGAAGGGAUUUUACAGCAGUUUGAACACUGGCCUCAUAUUUGCACGGUGGAAAAACCUUGCAGUGGUGGUCAAGACUUACUUCUGUAUCCAGCUAAGAGAAAGCAGCUUUUGAGAAGUGAACAGGAAGCUGAGAAAGUGCCUCCCUCCCCAGUAUCUUCUCCGAAACAAGUACCACCAUCAAAAGGAUGCCCGGCAGUCAUGCCAGGAGACUUUAAAGAGAAAGUUGCGGAGCUGCUGGUGAAAUACUCGAGUGGUCUGUGGGCCAGUGCCCUCCCGAAAGCGUUUGAGGACAUGUACAAAAUGAGGGUCCCGGAGGAUGCCUUGAAAAAUCUUGCCUCACUUUCUGAUGUAUGUACCAUAGACUACAUUUCUGGAAACCCUCAGAAGGCCAUCCUCUAUGCUAAACUUCCAGUGCCCACUGACAAAGUCCUACAGGAUGCAGAGCAGGCACAAGACAAUUGUGAUAUCAAGUCUAUGAUUGAACAAGAAUACCUGCAAAUAGAAGAAAAUAUGAUGGGAAGUGUUGAUGGCUACUUUGACAAUAUAACGGUUCCUCCAUUAACCAUUCCCACCGAGGCAUCGCCAUCUGUAUUGGUGGUUGAACUCAGCAACACUAAUGAAGUGGUUAUCAGGUAUGUCGGCAAAGACUAUUCUGCUGCCCAGGAACUGAUGGAAGACGAGAUGAAGGAAUACUACAGCAAGAACCCUGUUGUCACCCCAGUCCAGACGGUGCACGUUGGGCAGUUGCUGGCCGUGAAUGCCGAGGAAGACGCUUGGCUGCGGGCACAGAUCAUCUCAACAGAAGAGAAUAAAAUAAAGGUAUGCUACGUUGACUACGGCUUCUGUGAGAAUGUCGAAAAGAGCAAAGCGUACAAAUUGAGCCCAAAAUUCUGUUCACUCUCAUUCCAAGCCACGAAGUGCAAACUGGCAGGGCUAGAAGUUCUAAGCGAUGAUCCCGACUUAGUGAAAGUAGUUGAAUCUUUAACUUGUGGAAAGAUCUUCGCAGUGGAAAUACUUGAAAAAGCUGAUAUCCCACUGGUAGUCCUGUACGACACAUCAGGGGAAGAUGAUGUGAAUGUCAAUGCCACCUGCCUGAAGGCCAUCUGUGACAAGUCUCUGGAAGUCCGCCUCCAGGUCGAUGCCAUGUACACGAACGUCAGAGUGACUAACAUCUGCUCUGACGGCACACUCUACUGCCAGGUGCCUUGCAAGGGUCUGAACAAGCUCAAUGACCUCCUGCAUAAGAUCGAGGACUACUUCCACUGCAAGCACAUGACUUCCGAGUACUUCAUUGCAAUUCCCUUCUGUGGGAAGAUCUGUCUCUUCCACUGCAAAGGAAAAUGGUUGCGAGUAGAGAUCACGAAUGUUCACAGCAGCCGGGCUCUUGAUGUUCAGUUCCUGGACUCCGGCACCAUAACAUCUGUGAAAGUGUCUGAGCUCAGAGAAAUACCCCCUCGGUUUCUGCAGGAAGUGAUCUCAAUACCACCUCAGGCGAUCAAGUGCUGUUUAGCAGACCUGCCGCAGUCCAUUGGCAUGUGGACACCAGACGCGGUGCUUUGGCUAAGAGAUUCUGUUUUGAAUUGCUCAGACUGUAGCAUUAAGGUUACGAAAGUGGAUGAAACCAAGGGGAUCACACAUGUUUAUUUAUUUACACCUAAGAAUUUCCCUGACCCCCACCGCAGUAUUAAUCGUCAGAUAACAAACGCAGACUUGUGGAAGCAUCAGAAGGACGUGUUUCUGAGUGCCGUCUCCAGUGAAGUUACCUCUCCCAACAGCAAAAGUGCUAACCUCUCCGUUUUGGGCAACACUGGAGAGAAUUUCAGAAAGAGCCUCACAGAUGUCAUCAAGAAGUCUGUCUUGGACCACACCAGCUCUUUCACCAUGGAGGAACUGCCACCUCCCGUCCACUUGUCAAAGCCAGGGGAGCACAUGGAUGUGUAUGUGCCCGUGGCCUGCCACCCGGGCUACUUUGUCAUCCAGCCGUGGCAGGAGAUACAUAAGCUGGAGGUGUUGAUGGAAGAGAUGAUUCUGUACUACAGCGUGACUGAAGAGCGCCAUAUAGCAGUGGAAAAAGACCAAGUGUAUGCUGCUAAAGUGGAAAAUAAGUGGUACAGGGUGCUUUUAAAAGGAAUCCUCACCAAUGGACUGGUGUCUGUGUAUGAGCUGGACUAUGGCAAACACGAAUUGGUCAACAUAAGAAAAGUACAGCCCCUCGUGGACAUGUUCCGAAAGCUGCCUUUUCAAGCAGUCACAGCUCAACUUGCAGGAGUGAAAUGCCACCAGUGGUCUGAGGAGGCGUCUAUGGUGUUUCGGAAUCAUGUGGAGAAGAAGCCUCUGGUGGCAUUGGUGCAGUCAGUCAUGGAGAACGCUAACCCGUGGGACCGGAAAGCUGUGGUCUAUUUAGUGGACACAUCGCUGCCAGACAUAGAUAUCUGGAUUCAUGAUUUUAUGUCGGAGUAUCUGGUGGAGCUUUCCAAAGUUAAUUAAUCACUGCUUCUGGAGACCUUGACAACUAAUUCAGAUUUUGUAGCAAUAACAAAAUGUAGUAGGCUUUAAAAAAAAAUCUUAUCUCUGCUACGUGGCUCUGACUGCUGGGUCAUGGAAAAGAAUAUGCUUAUGUUGGAUGAAAGAUAUUUAACAAGUUUUGUUUUAACAGAGUUGACUUUUCAAAGGAAAAUUGCACUUGAAUUAUUACUAUAAUAUUAGAAUAAAAAUGUUUAUCAAUAAAAAGCUGA
Messenger RNA from Sorex fumeus (smoky shrew), 3654 nucleotides. RefSeq names its product tudor domain containing 7 (gene TDRD7). Gene Ontology annotation, biological process: lens fiber cell differentiation; spermatogenesis; lens morphogenesis in camera-type eye. NCBI's taxonomy places the organism in Eukaryota, Metazoa, Chordata, Mammalia, Eulipotyphla, Soricidae. The record is from RefSeq and is a predicted model, not a curated record. The transcript has 17 exons. Bases 113 to 3406 code for a protein of 1097 amino acids.